UGUAACGUCACCUCUAGGAGGUGUACUGCUUCAUUGACUGCCGUACUGUACUAGCGUUCCGUAAAGACGGAAUUUAUACUUAUCAAGUUAUCUAAAGUUAUCGCCCUUUGAAAUGUUUACGACGUUUGUAAUCACGUUUUGCGGAUGCAGUCCAGGACUGCCGUUACAAAACAAACAAAUAUUAUAGUCUUAUGGCCCCCUUGGUUGAUUUACUGAUUGAUUGAUUAUAUACAAGGAACAGUAAAGUUAAGAACUUAUCAGCGUCUUUGUUUAUAAAGUCCUGGACUUUCAUAGUAAAUCAACCACACACCAGCCAUGGCAGACUUGAAUACGAUGCAGACAACUGACACAGAAACUGAAGAGAAGAGAGUGAAAAGACUUACAGAAAAGUCAGAAAAACUGUAUGAAGAAAAUGUAGAAAAAUAUAGAAAGAAACUAAUGAGUUAUAGAAGAGAAAUAGAAGAGAUAAUACUGUUGUAUAAGAAUACAGAAGAACUGACUAAAAAUGAUUCUGUUGAAAUGCGCAACAAAUUGAACAAUUAUUAUGACAAUUAUGAUAUGAUAGUUCAAGAGUAUCAUAACUAUCUGGAAAGGAAAGGAACUGAACAAAGCCUAAAAGAGUUAGCAAGCGAAAAGGUUAUACACAGAACUACUGCUGAAAAGGUCGUUAUGAUUUUGACAGAAAUAGAAAUGAGUAUAAAGAAUGUAUCAGUUCACAUCCCAAGUAUAGUGCCAUCUAGAACUUCAACCAAAUCAUCAAGUGUAAAAUCUCAGAAAAGUAAUAUCUUAAUUGCAGAACAAAAGGCGAAGCUCGAAGCGGCGAAAACAAAACUGGAAUACGAGAAGAAAGAAUCUGCCUUAAAGGAAAAAAUGGCUUCACUAGACUCAAAAUUAUCUUUGUUGAACAAUGAGAAAGAAGUAGCUAUAGAAUUGACAAAAUUAGAAACUCUCGAGGAACAUCUAAGUGAAAACUCGCAUUCUGAAGCAAGUGUGAAAUCAGAGAUAUUUGGAAAAACAAAUCAUUGUAGACUUAGUGAUGUAUCGGGUUUACCAAGGAGAAUUAAUUUAAUGACACCAAAACCAGCUAUUCCACUACGUGAGCCAAUGUUUGACGAGAUCUCUCAUUUAAAUCCCAAUGCAAAACCGUUUGCACCACAGUUGUCAGAUUUAUCUGUGUUCCUGUUGAAAAAGGACUUGAUGAUUCAACGACUUAACACUUAUAAUGAUAAACCAGAACAAUUUCAACUCUGGAAAGCAAAUUUCAAGAACAUUAUGAAUGAGUUGAACGCAUCACCGAUCGAAGAGUUAGAUCUAUUGUUAAGAUAUCUUGGUCCUAGAUCGAAAGAGCAGGCGCAAAACAUCGCACAGUCGAACCCGAAUAACAAAUCUAAAGCCCUGCAGUUAAUAUGGGAACGGUUAUUCGAAAGAUUUGGAGCUCCAGAACUUAUAGAAAAAUCAUUAAAGCAAAGGAUCGACAGUUUUCCACGCAUUAAAGAUAAUAGUGAAUUAUACGGACUCGCUGAUUUGUGUCGAGAAAUCGAAUCUACAAAAAAUGAUGAGCGUUAUACACAUCUGUUGAGCUAUUUUGAGUCGUCAACUGGAGUCAGACCCAUCCUUGAAAAAUUGCCGUUCCAUAUUCAGAACAAAUGGAUGUAUAGAGCCACAAAUUACAAAAGAGCUAACCAAGUUUUAUAUCCACCAUUCAGCGUAUUUUGUACCUUCCUUGAUGAGAUUAGUACAAUGUUUAAUGAUCCGGGGUUAUCUGUGUCCUACGUGAAAUCUAAUGAGAGAAAACCUAGUCAAAAUCAAACAUUUAGUGUUCGUAGUCAAAACCAAACUGUUAAUGUCAGGAAAACUGUAACUGAUGCCUCUCAUGUACAAUGUGUAGAGUUCAUGCCAAACUGUUGUCCAGUACAUAAUAAUGCAAAAUCACACACUCUUAACAAUUGUAUGACAUUUUUGCAAAGGUCUGUCUCAGAACGUAAAAGAUUCCUAAGAGACAAUAAUAUUUGUUUUAAAUGUUGUAACUCCAACAAACAUACAUUUAAAUCAUGCACUUUCACAGGACCAUGUGACGAGUGUGGCAGUCAACGCCAUCCUGCAGCACUUCACUACUUUCAAGCGGAACAAUCAACAACAGGCAGUGAUCGUCAAGGGAAGCAACCCAGUAAAGACUAUGGCAGGGAGCGACCUGCAGUAACCCCCCCUGUAAAACCCACAUUUGAAACAAAACCCCUACCUCAAGAUCAAAGACCCCCCUCAAUAGUCACUGGAAGAUGUACAAACAUUUGUGGUGAUGGUUUUGUUGGUAAAUCUUGUUCAAAGACAUUGCUAGUAAAUAUAUAUCCAAACAACCAUCCCGAGUUAUCAAGGUCGGUGUACUGUAUUGUUGAUGAUCAAAGCAAUAGAACAUUGUGCAAGUCGAAAAUGUUUGAUUUGUUUAGCAAUGUACCAGUAGGUAAUGAAAAUUAUGAACUUAACUCAUGUUCAGGAUCCUCUGCGUGUAAUGGCAGAACUAUUGACAAUAUGACAGUUUCAUCUAUAGAUGGACAAUUCUGUACAAAACUCCCACCCAUACUAGAAUGUGAUAGCAUUCCGGACUCGCGGUUGGAAAUCCCUACACCGGAUAUAGUAAAAUACCACCAACACCUGUCAGAUGUCCCCAUUCCCAGGUUGCGUGAGGACUGUGAAAUAGUGCUUCUCAUAGUACGUGACGUAGCAGAGGUGCACCAUGUAUUUGAACAACGUAUAUCCCCUGAGAAGCCAGGUGCCCCCUUUGCUCAGCGUCUAGGUUUGGGAUGGGUAGUCAUUGGUGAAGUUUGUUUGUCAUCGCACAGACCACCAGUACGGACUAUGAAGACUUAUGUUUGCGAAAGUGGAAGACCGUCCAUAUUUGAACCAUGUAGUAAUAAGAUUACCGUUAAACAUUGUCACCUUGACCAGGUCGGGGCUAAUGACAUAUUUGUUCAUACAAAGAAUGAUGAUAAGCCAGGCUUAUCUUUAGAAGAUAAGGAGUUUCUUAAACUUAUGGACACACAAUUUCAUAGAGAUAAUUCUGGUCACUGGACUGCACCAUUGCCAUUUCGUACGCCACGCAUCAAAUUACCGAACAAUCGAUCAGAAGCCUAUCGUAGGGCUAAGACUUUUGAAAGUUCGCUUAAAACGAGAUCGACUUAAAUUGCAGCACAG
Molecule: messenger RNA, 3189 nt
Organism: Ruditapes philippinarum (Manila clam)
Lineage: Eukaryota; Metazoa; Mollusca; Bivalvia; Venerida; Veneridae
Exons: 2
Coding region: 316-3177 (953 amino acids)
Source: RefSeq, a predicted model, not a curated record